This is a messenger RNA of Dendrobium catenatum, 922 nucleotides long. Its product is annotated as ubinuclein-1. Bases 47 to 922 code for a protein of 291 amino acids. Lineage: Eukaryota; Viridiplantae; Streptophyta; Magnoliopsida; Asparagales; Orchidaceae. The record is from RefSeq and is a predicted model, not a curated record. Gene Ontology annotation, cellular component: nucleus. The transcript is spliced from 6 exons.
GGCAAGCCAGGGAAAAAUCGCAGAAGAGGAGUUAAUUGAUCGCCUAAUGGUUUUUCUUGGCCACCUCGUACAGCGCAAGACUUUGAAGAGAAACAUGAGGGAGAUGGUCGAAUUAGGUCUUUCUGCAAAACAGCAGAAGGCUUACAAAUUACAGCAAAUUAAGAAGGAGGUUCAUGAAAUGAUAAAAUCACGUGUAUCAGUUUUGAAGUCGAAGGGGCAUGAUCAACUUAAUGAUUCAGCGGAUGAUUUUCAGAAUGUUAUUAGCACUGAUGAGAGAAGAGCUUUAACAGGAAGAUACAGUAUGGAUGUCGCUUUGGAAGAAAAGCUUUGUGAUCUCUACGAUUUAUACGUUGAGGGGAUGGAUGAAGAGAAGGGGCCUCUGAGCCGAAAACUUUAUGUCGAGUUUGCAGAGCUAUGGCCUGCUGGUUACAUGGAUAAUCUAGGAAUCAAGGAUGCAAUAUACAGGGCAAAGAAGCGCAGACAGCAUAAGCUUCAGGUUCGUAAUAAAGAGAGGAUUGAGAGGAAGAAGUUAGCAUCAAAAGUGAAGUUACAGGAACCAACUCUGAUCGCUCAAACACAAGCUGGUCAAGAAAGACAUAUGGUUCCUACAUUCCGGGUUCCUCGUCCCCAGGACAAGCCAAUUUCAAGCCUAAGCCCUUCAAUACAAAACAAACUGAAUGAUCCAACUCCAUUUCGGAGUGACACAUAUGGAUCCAAACACCAUGAAAAAGCUCGACGAAUCAGCGCAGAUAUUAUUUCAGAUGUUGGAAGCAAAAUAAUUUCUACAGAUAUGAGAAAAAAGAUGAAGAUGCAGGCACCGCCUGAAAAGGUGAAGCAUUACAAUGGUACAAGCCUGAGUCUCCAACAAUCCAAACCCAGUACUCAAAUGCCUGCUUCUGCAACCUCAGUUCAACCGAGCUGA